ACCAUUUCACUUCUCUUGAUACAUCGGAAACCAUUUCUCUGGGGCUUAGAAAAUAAAAAUAGAGUAACGAAAAAAAAUGGAGCUCUGUCUAAAGGAAAGCUAAGAGAGAAACAAAGCAGGAAACGAGAGGGAGCAGAGUUGGACUCCUUCCUCUUUCUCCCCCCUCAAUUCCUCCUGGAAUCUAUUUCUAAUCUCCUUUUCUCCCUUCUGUCUACCAUGGCGUCUGGGUUCGUCUAGUUUUUAAAUUGGACGGAAAGAGCUUCAAUUGGACAAUCACUAUAAAGGCGUCAAGUCGUGAAUGGGGUCAGAGGAAGAAGAUAAAACACCACCAAAAUCUUCUAAACCUAAAUCAUCAGCUCAGGAGACACCAGCUGUGUCUUUAUAUCCUGAUUGGACAAGCUCUCCUCCGAGCACUCUUCUGGCUUAUUAUGGCUCUGGUGCUACACCUCCCUUCUUUCCAUCACCUGUUUCUUCUCAUGCUCCUCAUCCCUAUAUGUGGGGAGGCCAGCAUCCUCUACUGCCGCCUUAUGGGAGUCCUGUUCCAUAUCCUGCUAUGUAUCCUCCCGGGGCCGUCUAUACGCAUCCAAAUAUGGCAAUGGUCCCAAGUCAAAUGCAGGAAAAUGGAGACUCAGGUGCCAAAGCAUCCAAAGGGAAAAGAAAAGCUUCUGGGAAAAAAACUAAUAGAAAGUCCGGUAACAAGGCAGGAGACAUCCCAAAAGAAGUUUCUGGCUCGGGAUGUGAUGAUGGUACCACCCCAAGUAGUGGAGGUGAUGGCUCUACUGAAGACCCCAGUGAUGAGAACAAUAACAAUGAGUUAUCUGCUUCAAAGAAAGGAAGCUUUGAUCAGAUGCUGGCUGAUGGUGCCGCUCAUGCACAGAACAGUGCUGUUGUUUCUGUUCCUGUAACUAAUUUAAACAUAGGAAUGACUAUGUGGAACCCUUCAGCGCCCCCUGGAGCCAACAUAAUGCAACCAAAUCCCUCUAUGCUCUCACCGGUUGUGGUUCCCACUCCUGUUAUGGGGCAUGAAGGAAUGAUUACAGGACAUUGGAUGCCGGAUGAACGUGAACUGAAAAGACAAAAGAGGAAACAGUCUAACAGGGAAUCGGCUAGAAGAUCAAGGUUGCGCAAACAGGCGGAAUGUGAAGAACUGCAAAAAGCAGUUGGGACGCUGACCAACGAUAACCGCUCUCUCCGGGAUGAAGUGCAAAAGGUAUCUGAAGAGCGUCUGAAGCUGAGAGCUGAGAAUGAGUUUAUAAAGGAAGAAGUAAUGAAGAAGUUCGGUCCAGAUGCUGUGCCCAAGUUUGUGUUCAAUGAAACUAUGGCGGCAGAUAUCUCAGCUAACCCAAACUAAUAUAAGAUAAUUAACUUGUCUGUAAGGUAAAGUGUUACAAUUGGGGGGUGAGGUCCAAAGUCCUUGAGAAACUUGUCUGUUUAAUUAGGAACAAUUAGAUUUUAGCAAUGUUUGUUGUGGUAUAUGUCAAAUGACCCCUGUCCAACAUAUAUCAAAAUGUGUUGAUUUCGAUCAGAGGCGUCUUAGGUUUAUGUUGUAAAAGUAAACAAAAUGCUAUUGAUCAAAUUGAUCAGUGUUCUCUUUUUUAUUACAAAUAUAGAGUUUUUUCAGUACAAC
Messenger RNA from Cuscuta epithymum, 1627 nucleotides. NCBI's taxonomy places the organism in Eukaryota, Viridiplantae, Streptophyta, Magnoliopsida, Solanales, Convolvulaceae. The record is from the annotation of a GenBank genome assembly.